AUGGCCAGCUUCGCUUGCUCGACCCUCACAACGGCCCAGGGCCGCAUCGCGCCCGCUCGAAGGGCCGGCUCGAUGCGCGCCAAGCCCGUGACGGCGUUUUCCAUCAGGAAGCAGGCGCGCAAGGAGCGCUCCGUGGUCGUCAUGGCCGCGGAUCGCGCGGACGCCCCCGAGGAGGGUUUCGUCGCAUCCACCGACGGUCCCGCGUCGGGUGGCUUCGCGCUCCCUUCCGUCAAGACGGUGGCGCUCGCCGUCACCGGUGCCACCGCCGCGUUCAUCGCACAGCCCAUGCACAUCCUCCAGAUGGCCUUCGCGGGCAACGGCGGGAACGGCGCGCAGGGUGGCGACGGUGGCGACGGCGGGUCGGGCGGAUCCGGCUGGGGUGCUGAGCUCUUCGGAGGCCUCAACGCGCGUAAGGGCAACGAGGUGAGCAAGGAUGACCUCUCCAACGAUCUCGAGGCGCUUCUCAACACCGGCCUCUUCGCCAACGUCGAUGCCAACGUCACCCCUAAGGGCAAGAACGGAUACGCCGUGGAGUUUGUCUUCCGCGAGAAAAUCUGGCCAAACGUGCAGACGUUCAAGGUUCAGGGAGCCACCGUGCUGCCCCCGUCUAUCGAGCGCGAGGUGCUCACGACCGUGCGCAAGCAGGGCCAGUGCACCGUCCGCGUCCUCGCCACCAUGAAGAACAUCAUCGAGGGGUACUACACCAGCAAGGGGAUCACCUUUGGGACCAUCUCGCACUUCGACGGGAUGGAGACGGGUGACGUCGUCGCUCACGUCAUCGAGGGCGAGAUCACCCGCGUCAAGGCGGUCUUCCUCGACGAUCAGAUGCAGCCCAUCACCCGCGGCAGGACGCACCCGAGGGUGAUCCAGCGCGAGCACAACUUCAAGGUUGGACAGCUGUACAACGUCGAGGAUGCCAAAACCGCGCUCCGCGACAUCUUCCUUCUGCAGCUCUUUGACAACGUCCAGGUGGUCCCGAGGCCCGACGACAGGGACCAGAGCAAGGUCCAGGUGGACAUCGUGCUCCGAGAACGGCCCGUGAAGACGGCGGAGUCGGAGCUCGAGUGGUCAAUCGCCCCCGGCGAGGGCGGCAAGCCCGACCUCGUGUCCAUCAAGCCGGGCGGCUCUGUCUUUUUCGAGCACCGCAACCUCGACGGCUGGGGCAGGCAGCUGUACGGAUCCGUGUCCACCGCCAACUUCCUCCAGCCCCAGGACGACCUCGGCUUCAAGCUCGAGUACCACCACCCGUACUGCCUUGGCGACGGCGAUCCGGACAAGACCAACUUCAAGACGUCCGUGUUCAACUCGAGGAAGCUCUCGCCGGUUUUCGCCGGUGGACCGCUGAUGGAGGAGGUGCCGUCCAUCUGGGUCGACCGCGCGGGCGCCAAGGCCACGGUCACCCAGAACUUCACCAGACAGUCCAAGGCGACCGCCUCCGUGAUCGUCGAGGAGGUUACCACGCGGGACGAGUCCGGCGCCGUCGUCGGCGCGGGUUCCAAGCAGGGCGCGCAGGGCCAGCUCUCCUCGGACGGGCCGCCCACUACGCACAGCGGCAACGGCACCGACAGGCUCAUGUUCUUCCAGGGCGGUCUCACCCGCGAUACCACCCACUUCGUGAACGGCACCCCCGUCGGCGCGCGUGACAUCUUCAACGUCGCGCAGUCCGUCGGCCUCGGCAGCGCGUUUCCCGUCUACAACCGCUUCAGCGCCGAGUGCACCCGUUUCAUCCAGCUCAGGCCCGAGCACAAGAAGAGGAACACCCCGCCGCCGGUGCUCGUGACGCACGCCAAGGCGGGCACCAUCGUCGGUAACUGCGCUUCCUACGACGCCUUCACCCUCGGCGGACCCCACAGCUGCCGCGGGUACAACGUCGGCGAGCUCGGCGCGGCGAGGAGCUUCCUCGAGUACGCGGCUGAGAUUCGCGUUCCCAUCCCCAAGCUCGACACGCACGCGUUUGCGUUUUGGGAGCGGUGCACGGACCUGGGCAGCAGCGCGAGCGUCCCGGGUAACCCGACCGAGUACUACAGGCGCGCGGGCAGCGGAACGAGCAUGGGCGCGGGUAUCAAGCUCGGGCCCGUCCGCGCAGAGUACGCCACCGACGGGAACCAGGCCAACGGAAACUGGUUCGUGAGGUUCGGCGAGCGUUUCUAA
Micromonas commoda is the source of this 2151-nucleotide messenger RNA. It is a transcript of the gene TOC75-1, whose product is annotated as chloroplast envelope protein translocase family. The transcript has 3 exons. Gene Ontology annotation, biological process: protein import into chloroplast stroma; chloroplast organization. The coding region runs from base 1 to 2151 and encodes 716 amino acids. Lineage: Eukaryota; Viridiplantae; Chlorophyta; Mamiellophyceae; Mamiellales; Mamiellaceae. The record is from RefSeq and is a predicted model, not a curated record. Gene Ontology annotation, cellular component: chloroplast outer membrane.